Fundulus heteroclitus (mummichog) is the source of this 1606-nucleotide messenger RNA. RefSeq names its product lectin, galactoside binding soluble 3b (gene lgals3b). Gene Ontology annotation, biological process: negative regulation of endocytosis; monocyte chemotaxis; negative regulation of extrinsic apoptotic signaling pathway. The transcript is spliced from 7 exons. Gene Ontology annotation, cellular component: nucleus; immunological synapse. Gene Ontology annotation, molecular function: carbohydrate binding; IgE binding; laminin binding. Bases 70 to 951 code for a protein of 293 amino acids. Lineage: Eukaryota; Metazoa; Chordata; Actinopteri; Cyprinodontiformes; Fundulidae. The record is from RefSeq and is a predicted model, not a curated record.
GGGUUGGCAAACAACCAGCGGUUAAGUUACAGAAACAGGAAAACAGGGCGUGGCUCUGCGUUUAAAACCAUGCUCAUGUUUCACAGCCUGACAGUCUGCAGUUCUCCAGCGAACAGUUCCCAGCAGAGCGCAAUGGAUCUUUCAGAUGCUCUUUCUGACAACCAAUCAGGAGGUCCCUGGCCCAGCAAUCCCACCUGGCCAGGUCAGCCGGCAGCCAACCCGACGUGGCCUGGGGGUCAACCUGCAGCCAACCCGGCGUGGCCUGGGGGUCAACCUGCAGCCAACCCGACGUGGCCUGGGGCUCAACCUGCUCCUAACCCGAUGUGGCCUGGGGGUCAACCAUCUACCAACCCAACAUGGCCUGGAGGACAACCAGCAGUCAAUCCCACCUGGCCCGGUGGCCAAUCUGGAGGUAACGGUGUGUGGCCAGGAGGGAACCCAAGUCAACCGACUACACCUGGUGGAUUUCCAAGUGGACCUGGUGCAUAUGGGCCUGGACCUGGAUCUGGACCAACUGGCCCCCAAAGGAGUUUGGCUGUUCCCUACGAACAAAUACUGCCUGAAGGACUCUAUGACAAACUACUGAUCACCAUCAAUGGGACCAUAAAACCCAAUGCUGAAAAGAUCACGGUGAACUUGUCAGCAUCGAGUGACAUUGCCUUUCACUUCAAUCCUCGCUUCAAUGACUAUGGCCAGAAGGUUCUUGUCAGGAACACAUGCAUCAAAACAAAGUGGGGCCAAGAGGAGAGGAAUGUGAAGGAGUUCCCCUUUACCAGGGGUCAGCCAUUUCAGCUGAAGAUCUUGUGCACCAAAAGUGGGUAUAUGGUGGCUGUCAACAAUGUCCACCUUUUUGAAUACAAACAUCGGAUAACCAACCUGAAAUCCAUCAAUAAACUCAGCAUCUUAUAUGACCUCACACUUUCAAACGUUACUACUGAGACGGCACAUUGAGAAAUAUUGGAUAUUACUGGGGAUCUGCUAAAGAUGAAAUUCAAAGCAGACACUGAUUUAUUGCAGGUUAACUGGAAAUCCAUCUCCGAUCUACCAGAAAUAUAUAUUUUCUUUUAAAGAACAUAAUCUUUAUUAGAUUGUCUAAAGAAGAAACUUGAGAUCUAUAGAUUGACCAUAGUUCUGGAAAUCUAGCUGGAGAUCUAGUAGAGAUCUACAGAGGAUUUUCCCGAGCUAUUUCUGAGAAGGCCAUUUUUAAGAUCUACAAACUCUUUAUAAGACAAAGGAAAAGUUAGCUUUGAUAGACUUGAAUCAGAUUAUCAGAUGAUUUAAAGCUGAAGAUGAUUAUUAGUUUUACAGAACAAUAUUAAUCAAUUAAAAUGUAUCCCCAAGAUUUGCUUUUGAGCCACAGAAAACAUUAGUAAGUAAUCAGUGGUAUUGCUUUGAAGAGCUAUAGUGGAGUCCUCUGUUCUGUCCUCUGGUCUUUUCUUUCUAUUCCAGAUGGUUUCUGAAGUUAUAAUCAAUUGUAAAUCAACAGGUAGUAGUUUUCCAUUUUUCUGAGUGUUUCUAAACCCUUGUAGUUUUGAACCUCUUAAUACUACUGAUGAUAUCAGAGAUAAUUUGACUUGUACUAAAUAAACAGAAACUACUAAACUGC